Messenger RNA from Geodia barretti, 3180 nucleotides. Lineage: Eukaryota; Metazoa; Porifera; Demospongiae; Tetractinellida; Geodiidae. The record is from the annotation of a GenBank genome assembly.
AUGCCGAAAGAGAGGAAAGAGCGACACUAUCGUCGAAACGAUAAAGCGGAUUCUCCAACUCGGCAGUCCAGCCCAUCUGCCUCAUCUGGGGAGGAAGGGAAUGAGUCAGAGAGCCGGGCAACACGAGGCAGUCAGGAGAAGAAGGAGGGGGAGGUGAGGAGGGAGAGGAGGGGAGACAGGGGAAGGGGGAGAGAGAGGCGGAGGAGGUCGCGAAGUCGCAGUCGAGACAGGAGUAGGAGCGGUGACAGAAGUCGAGAUAAGCAGUACAAGGAGAAGGAGCGGUCUCAGGCUGAGUCGAAAUCAAAUGGUGAAGUAACCGACACGAAAGACAAAGAGGGCAGGGAUAAAGACGGAUCGGGGGGAAAGGAAGAAGAAGAUGGCGGCGGUAAAAAACCAAAAGUAGUGACGGUGUCUCGGGUUGUGGUGACAAAAGAGAAAGAAAAGGAGGCGGACAGCGGAAGUGGAACAAUGGAGACCGAGAAAGAGGGGAUCAUAGCUGCAGUUGAAGCGGAGCGGAAGAGGCUGGAAGAGGAGAUGCAGAAGAGACGCGAACGCCUCGAGGCGUGGCGUAAACAACGGCAGGAGGACGAGGAGUUGGAGAGGGAAAAGAUGGAGGAAGAGAGAAAGAAAGCGUGGACGCUCGAAAACGACGAAGAUGACGAUGAAGAGGAGGAGGAGGAGGAGGAAGGGGAGAAUAUGGAGGUAGCAGAAGGCGAAGAAGUGGAGGAGAAGAAAGAGGUCACCAAAGAAGAAGAGAUGAAAGAGGUCGCCAAAGAAGAAGAGACGAAAGAGGAGGCUGGAGACGAUUUAGACCCGUUGGAUGCCUUCAUGGAGGGCAUCAACCACGAGGCGAAGAUGAUUCUGAAUUCAAUGGGGAAGGACGGCGAGAAAACGACCGUCAUCAAUGUCACAAAGGUGAAAGGAGGUCAAGAGAAGAAGGGAGAGCUCAUGCAGAACAACCAAGAUGCUGUGGAAUACUCAGACGAAGAUCUGGGAGACGACGAACUAGCCUCCGCCCUGCUGAGCAUCGCACGGAAGAACAAGAAGAAAGACCUCCCGAAGAUCAACCACAAGUCCAUCACCUACGAAGCGUUUCGCAAGAACUUCUACGUGGAGGUACCCGAACUUGCCAAGAUGACAACGGAGGAAGUGAACGCACUCAGGGAGGACCUGGGGAGCAUCAAGGUGAAGGGGAAGAACUGUCCGAAGCCGCUCAAGUCCUGGGCACAGUGCGGCCUCAGCGCAAAAGUCCUCGAUGUGAUCAAGAAGUGUGGCUACGAGAAACCGACUCCAAUCCAAGCCCAGGCUAUCCCUGCCGUAAUGUGUGGUCGGGAUCUCAUCGGUAUCGCUCGAACGGGCAGCGGAAAAACCCUCGCAUUCCUGCUGCCCCUCUUCCGGCACAUUCUCGACCAACCUCCACUGAACUACGAAGACGGUCCGAUUUCCUUCAUUCUCUCCCCGACUCGUGAGCUGGCUCUUCAGAUCUACGCAGAGUGCAAGAAGUUCUGCAAACCGUUGAAGCUGCGAGUCGUCUGCGUGUACGGCGGUACGGGGAUCAGCGAUCAGAUCGCGGACUUGAAAAGAGGUGCAGAGAUUGUCGUGUGUACGCCGGGCAGGAUGAUCGACAUGCUCGGCGCAAACAACGGAAAAGUCACAAACAUGCGUCGUGUCACUUACGUCGUACUGGACGAAGCUGACCGCAUGUUUGACAUGGGUUUCGAGCCUCAGGUGACCAAGAUUGUCCAGAUGGUUCGCCCAGACCGUCAGACGGUAAUGUUUUCAGCCACUUUCCCGCGACAAAUGGAGGCUCUUGCUCGCAAGAUUCUUUCCAAACCCAUCGAGGUCCUAGUCGGUGGACGCAGCGUCGUCUGCAAGGACGUCGAUCAGUCGGUGAUAAAAAUCGACGAAGAAAAAAAGUUUUUCAAACUACUGGAGCUCCUGGGGAUCUACCAGUCGCAGGGUGGGGUUCUGGUGUUUGUGGAGCGACAGGCAGCCGCUGACAACCUCGUGCGAGACCUCAUGAAAGCUGGGUACCCCUGCAUGGCUCUGCACGGUGGGAUGGAUCAAUACGACAGAGAUAUGACCAUUGCCGACUUCAAGAAGGGUGUAACUAGCUUAAUGGUCGCGACUUCAGUCGCCGCUCGUGGCCUCGACGUGAAGGAACUGAUUCUAGUUGUGAACUACGACUGCCCGAAUCAUUACGAGGACUACGUUCACCGCUGUGGGCGGACCGGGAGGGCGGGGAACAAGGGAUAUGCGUACACCUUCAUCAUGCCGUCCCAACAGAGGUUUUCCGGGGAGAUCAUCAAGGCUUUGGAGCUAUCGGGUGCUGCAGUCCCCUCAGACGUGGAGGAAAUGUGGAAAGUUUACCACGCAACCAUUAAGGGGACAAAGAUCGAGGGGAAGAUGAAGACGAAGAGGAGGAGAGCCAUCGGGUUCACGGGGAAAGGAUUCAAGUUUGACGCAAAGGAAGCCGCCAAGGACACGGAGGCCAAGCUGAAACAGAAGUCUGCACUGGGGCUGGCUGAUUCUGACGACGAGGAUGCAUUUGCCCUCCUGACAAUGGACAAGACGCUAGAGGAGCUGUUUAGUGGACGGGCAAGCCGGAUAGCAGACAAGAUCUUGAUGAGCAAGAACAUAGUGGCCGGCGGGAGCACCGUUACCGCAGCUCAGGAGGCGGCGAGUUCUGUCAUGAAAGGAGAGGAAGUAAACGUCACGGGAGCCGUUCUAGCCUCGCAGAUUGCAGCCUCGAUCAACGCCAAGGUCGGCUCUGGCCCAGCCAAGGCAGACUACCUCCCAGUGGGCACCGUUCUACCAAAGAGAGCGACCGACGACGAUGAAGACGGGCAACCGGGAGCCACCAAGGAGGUCAUGCGCUACGAGGAAGAGAUCGAGAUAAACGGUUUCCCUCAGCAGAUACGAUUUCGAAUCACCACCAGGGAAGUGUUGGACGAUGUCGGGGAGUAUUCAGAGUCGUACAUCUCGGUCAGGGGCAUCUAUAUCCCUCCCAAUGCACGGCCAAAGGAGGGAGAGAAGGCGCUACAUUUGAAGAUCGAGGCAAAGUCCGAGCGGUCUGUGGCUCUCGCGAAACAGGAGGUCAAGAGGGUGAUAAAGGAGGAAGCCCAGAGAAUGGCGUCUCGUGUUGGACCCAGGAAACAAGGAAGAUAUUCAGUUUUGUAA